AGCCACCUCUCCCCACAGCGCAGCUUUCGGUUCUGUCGCAUCCAUCACCCCUGUAGACCCAAGAUGACACGAGAAGGGUUUCUGCUGUUCCAGGCAGCCAUUGCGACCUCCAUUUGUAAUCUUACCUCGGACAGCCGCGAUCGGUUUGCCACUGAAAAGCGAACAGAGGGAUGGACCGAGGUAUGGGGAGACGGUACUGCAGGAGCAGGGGCUGAAGACUGCUGGGACGAAGAGGUGGAUGCUGUCGCAAGAUUGUCGCCUCGAACCAAUUCCAUGUUCCCAGAGAUUUCUCUGACUCUGGUUCAAUAUCGUCCGGCAUGGGUGGAACAGUUGGUUCUGCGAAUGGCAGGAAUCCCUCAUGUCGUAGUGAAUUCUUCUUACGCCUCCUACGAAUCGACAGGGCCAUUACCAGCACUGCAAGAUUAUAGUGAUAUCAAGGCUCCUGUUUUGUUGGGGCGACGACAGCCAGGUUGGUUCAACUCUGAAGAGGUUGGAGGAGGUGGACAAAGACCUGAAAAUGUCAUUCUAGAAUAUCUCAAAACUACUCGAGGCGUGGAUUUGGAUACACAUCUAGUCGAUCCAGGCAAUGAUGCCCUCACAAAGCAGCGACAAACCACAUCCACUUUGCUUCGUCUGCUUUUGACGACCAAAUUGCAAAAAUCUUUGACAGUACUACGUUACCAAGACGGCGAUUCCUGGUCGCAGGUGUAUCGAAAGCAGUGUUUUGAUGCCAGCCGGAAUCAUGGCACGCAGGAUAAUCCUACCAGUAGUAUUAUUCCAACCGCAAGGGGGGUGUAUCAAGCCUGGAGUGAGCGAGUCAUGGCGCAAAAGACACUGAUGGGGUGCUUGGAUGGGGCAUCUGUGGAAAAGGCCAAGCAAGAAGCUCGAGAUGCCUAUGGAAUUCUGGAACAACAAUUAUCACGACGAGAAGACAGCAGCCAAUACAUCUUGGGCACCCAGCAGCCAGCCUUGAUAGAUGCCCUUGUCUGGGCCCAUCUUGCUGAAGCCCUCUGCGACGUGAACCUGGUUGUGAUUCUGGCCGACUUUCCUGUGUUGAUCCAGUACUUUCAAUUUGUUCACAAGACCUACUUUGCAGUAUCAUCCUCCGACGACACCAACUCUUGGCAAGUUUGGAACAAGCACCAGAACGGUAUCAAUUGCUUCCAGCAAGUUCCCUUGGAUUCGGACGAUGACAAGCAGCAGCCAGAAGACGUCAAGAACCUCAAGAAUGCCUUGGAGCUCAUGCAGACGCUCUCGGCCAAAGACCAUGAUUUGCUCAACGUGCUGCAAAAGGGAAAAGAAGCGAGAGCUCAAGAACUCAUGGCGAACCAAAGAAAGGUAGAGCACAAGAACCAGUCUGAAUCUACUCAUGCAGAAGAUGCCGAGAGUAAGGUAAAGCCGGAACUGACGGCCACGCAAAAAGCUCGGCUACAGCAGCAGCGCUCAGACCAGUAUUGGCUGAGUAUCGUGGCCCUCGCGGCGAUUGCUGGCGGGUUGUCCAUGUUGGCUGGUGCCGAGAGCGAGUGAGGGCUUCAUGUUAGCGUGCUGCGACUGACUAAUGCAAUGGACCAAUAUACCUAUUCCAUUAGUUGUUAGUGCCAAAAUAUAACACACAUCUAUUGUUUGUCAUGUGGUGAGCUCAUGCCAAGCCCAUUCGCUUCAAUGCUCCAUAUAGCUUGUGUUCAUUAUCCCGUCGCUUGUAAACCUUUGUCAGUUUUGUGCUCUUGUUCUUGCCGUCGGUGGCCACCAACUUUCCCUUGUAGUCAAACUCGCCCUUGAGCGGUGACCGGGGUUCUAGAAUAUUCUUAAAGGGGCUUUCCUCGCUGACUCUUUGUGGUGGCUUGCCCAGGUAAAAGAGCGCUCGCUUGGCAACGGGUGUUGUCUUGGUCAACGCCUCUUCUUCUUCUGUGAGCUGACUCUGUGAGACAAAGGUGUUCAUCAAUUCUCGGUCGGCAUCCGUCAGACCUGUCAAGUGUUUCUUGACAAAGGCUUCGUCGCAUUCAAAUGCACUCGAACCCAUCAUGCCCUUGACGUUGAAAGCAUUCAUGACCUUGUCCAAUCCUUCGUCUCCACCACGAAGUCGCAGGACCAAAUGGAGCGUGGCGUCAUCUCCCACAUUGUAAUCAUCCAGAGUCUUGCCAUCUUGAAGUUGCUGUCCCCCAAAGAUUAUUCUUUGUUGCUCGGGUGGGAUGCCCUCCUUUUCCGAGAUCUUGGCCUUGACGUCUUCGAUCGAUUCACCUUCUUCCACUUCAAUGGAAACAGUCUUGCCCGUCAAAGUCUUGACAAAGAGCUGCAUACCACCUCGGGGGACUGCCAAUACGGAUGACAACGAUGAGGAUGGUCGACCCCAUGCCGUUGCUCCGAACCGUCCAUGUGCUUCGACGGCGGAUCCGAGGCAAAGCAGAGCCAUGGAAACGAGGGCUUGUUGGAAUCUCAUGAUUGUGUGGAUUGUAGCGCUUGUUUGAAAGAGAGAUCAGGCAGACAGAGGGUUUGCGGGGCAGAAUAGCAGAUUAUGAUCUAGCUAGCUAGACAGAACAACAUCAAGCUUCUUGGGUCGGUCGACAGGUGGCAAUCAAUU
Seminavis robusta is the source of this 2578-nucleotide messenger RNA. Lineage: Eukaryota; Bacillariophyta; Bacillariophyceae; Naviculales; Naviculaceae. The record is from the annotation of a GenBank genome assembly.